Messenger RNA from Coffea arabica (coffee), 885 nucleotides. RefSeq lists its product as uncharacterized. Gene Ontology annotation, molecular function: DNA helicase activity. Gene Ontology annotation, biological process: DNA repair; telomere maintenance. Lineage: Eukaryota; Viridiplantae; Streptophyta; Magnoliopsida; Gentianales; Rubiaceae. The record is from RefSeq and is a predicted model, not a curated record.
AUGUUACUUGUUUUUUGUACUCCUUCCAAUCCUAUUAGUUUAUGGGAGAAAUAUGAGGCUGACUUAUCCAAUGAUUUAGAAAGAACGGGCUUUACUAAUGGCUAUGAUUCUGCUUAUAUUAGGAGAUGUGUGCUGCAGGACAUAAAUAGAUCAUUGGAGCAGAUGGGUAAACACAUAGGUGAUUAUCAUCUGCCUGAUAGCAAGAGCUUCUUUGUGGAUGGGCCUAGAGAAACAGGCAAAACCAUUUUGUAUCAUGCCCUGCUUGCUACGUUGCGGACACAGGGUUAUAUAGCAUUACCAGUUACAUCAUUCGGUGUAGCAGCAUCUAUUCUUCUUGCAGGAAGAACUACAUACUCACGAUUUAAAAUUCCUCUUGAUGCAUCAAUUGCUAAGACUUGCCAGAUUAGUAAGCAGAGCUCGACUGCUAAACUGAUUUUUAUGGCCAAGUUAAUCCUAUGGGACGAAGCUUCAAUGGCGAAGCGAGAAACCAUUGAAGCAUUUGAUCUGCUCCUUAAAGAUAUCAUGGACAGUGAUAAGCCGUUUGGUAGUAAAGUCAUGGUUUUUGGCAGUGACUUUCGUCAGACUCUCCCGGUUAUUCAAAAUGCAACGAGGGAUAUUCAGGUUCAAGCCAGCUUUGUCAACUCUACUUUGUGGGGUAGUUUACAAAAAGUUUCUCUAAUAAAGAAUAUGCGGGCUUUUCUGGAUAAAUCAUUUUUAGAAUUUCUUCUUAGAGUAGGAGAAGGAACUGAACCGGAGAAUGAAGAUGGGCGAAUAUCUCUAAGCAAUAACAUAUUAGUACCAUAUGAUAACAAGGAUAGUUCUCUGGACAGGUUAUGUUCUAAUUCAUACCUUUUAUAUAUAUUAGCAUGCAGUGCUGCAUUAUAA